This is a messenger RNA of Panicum hallii, 872 nucleotides long. Its product is annotated as thylakoid lumenal 15.0 kDa protein 2, chloroplastic. The record is from RefSeq and is a predicted model, not a curated record. NCBI's taxonomy places the organism in Eukaryota, Viridiplantae, Streptophyta, Magnoliopsida, Poales, Poaceae. The transcript has 6 exons. Bases 24 to 755 code for a protein of 243 amino acids.
GCAAAACAAAACAAGAAAAAAGCAUGGCUCUUGUGCUCGCAUCCGUUCGUCUUCUUCCACUGGCACCCUCGAGAGCAACCGCACCGACCUCGUCGCCAUUAUCCGUUACCCGCACACGGCGAAGGGCCCUUCCCCUCCCUCGCGUCCGCUGCUGCGCCAGUCGGACCUCACACCGCGCCGCCGCUGCUAGCGAGGCUACUCCUUCCUGGGCCGGCGAGCUCGCCAGCUCUGUGCCAUGGAAGGCCGCGGUCUCCGGCGCGCUCGCCCUCGCCGUUUGCUUCACUUGCUUUGUUGGUUCGGCCAAUGCUAGGACUGGGGUAAACAAACCAGAACUGCUUCCUAAAGAAUUUACUACCGUCAUUGAUGUUGCUGGUUUUCUUUCCUCAGGCCAGGAAAACCGUUUGCGCCAAGAGAUAGAAGACCUGGAGAAGGAUACAGGGUACAAACUGCGAGUUCUUGCACAAAAUUAUCCUGAUACCCCUGGAUUGGCUAUCAAAGAUUUUUGGCAGGUUGAUGAGCGUACUAUUGUUUUUGUUGCUGAUCCAACCUUUGGUAACAUAAUAAAUUUCAACAUUGGCCCAUUAGUUGAUUUAGAUGUCCCUCGGAGCUUUUGGAGUCAGGUUUCAGGGAAGUAUGGGAACAUGUUCUACUGGAAAGAAAAGGGAGAGGAUGCAUCGAUUGAAGCUGCCGUGACGGCAAUAUCACGCUGUCUAAGAGAUCCCACCGGGACAAAUAAUUGUUCAGAGGUGCUAUAAGAAGUAAGAGGUUAUCGCCCAAAGAAACAUGGGAAUUCUUUUGAACACGAUAUCCAGUGUACCAAAAAACUAUUUACAAAUUACUUCUGUAAAAAAUAAAUUCAUGGCGCAAUGACA